Molecule: messenger RNA, 736 nt
Organism: Vanessa tameamea
Lineage: Eukaryota; Metazoa; Arthropoda; Insecta; Lepidoptera; Nymphalidae
Product: microsomal glutathione S-transferase 1-like
Exons: 1
Coding region: 107-559 (150 amino acids)
Cellular component (GO): membrane
Source: RefSeq, a predicted model, not a curated record
AUAUCUAUUGUAUAACAUUGAAGUUUCGUCCGUCGGGUCGGUAGCACGCGCCGUGUCAGUUAAUUCGCAAGCAUAUCAAUUCGGUUAUUAUCGCAAAAUAUUAAACAUGGUGCCUGUCACGAUAGCUGAACCGGCGGUACAAUCGUACAUUCUGUACUCAGGUAUCUUAGCUCUUAAAGUACUGGCCAUGGCAGUGCUGACGGGGAGACAACGAUUCAGGAAGAAAGUAUUUGCAAACGAAGAGGACGCUAAGAAGACUAAGGGAAUCGUAAAGUUCGAUGAUCCCGACGUUGAGAGAGUCAGACGAGCUCACUUGAAUGAUUUAGAAAAUAUCCCUGUGUUCUGGGUAUUAGGUGCGUUGUACUUGACUACAGGACCUUCCAGUGCACUGGCUACUCUCCUGUUCAGAGUGUACACCGCGGGCCGUGUCUUACAUACCAUCGUGUACGCCGUCAAACCCCUGCCUCAACCAGCUCGUGGUAUCGCAUAUGGAAUUCCAUAUUUAAUCAAGUGGUACAUGGGAUUCAAAAUUGUAUCUCAUUACUUAACUGCAUUAUAAAAGUAUUCAUAUAGUUUUGCUAAUAUUAAAUAAAUAGUUCUUUGUGUUAUCCCUAAGUUUAAUAUCGUCACACACUUCACUUCCGAAUGAUAAAAUGGUGAUAAUAUACAUAGGUCGGAGUUUAUAAUGAUGUAUUUUGUUGAGCGAAUAAAUAAGUAAUAAAGGUGUAUUUAUAAA